AUGGCAACCGCCAAAGACGCCUGGAUAUCUGCACUCUCCAGAAGCCGCAGAUCCGACUGGCUGGACACCAUUGUCACUGGAGAUGAAAAGUGGGUCCUCUACGUCAACCACACCCACAAGCGUGCGUGGUGCGCUAGAGAUGAAAUGCCGGAUCCUUUCGUGAAAGGUGAGAUUCAUGAGAAGAAGGUCAUGCUGAGCGUCUGGUGGGGAGUUCACUACCGUUUCGAACUGCUGCCGGACAACACGACAGUUAACGCCAAGGUCUACUGCGCUCAACUGCAAAGACUGGCCGACAAGAUCCGCAAGGAGCACUCGAUGCUCGACAACGUUCGCCUGCUGCACGAUAACGCGGCCCUCACAUCGCGAAGAAGACUUCCCAGAAAAUUCUGGAGUUCGGAUGGGAACCACCGUACAGCCCGGACCUGGCCCCGAGCGAAUACCACCUCUUCCGAUCGCUUCAGCAUCACCUGGAAGAGAAGCGCUGCGAUGAUCGUGACCACCUCGAAAAUGACCUUCGGGCUUUCUUCGCCUCCAAGUCGCCGGAGGUCUACGCCAGAGGAAUCUUUGAUCUUGUGA
Messenger RNA from Necator americanus (New World hookworm), 576 nucleotides. RefSeq lists its product as uncharacterized. Bases 1 to 576 code for a protein of 191 amino acids. NCBI's taxonomy places the organism in Eukaryota, Metazoa, Nematoda, Chromadorea, Rhabditida, Ancylostomatidae. The transcript has a single exon. The record is from RefSeq and is a predicted model, not a curated record. Gene Ontology annotation, molecular function: nucleic acid binding.